CAUAGGCAGCGAGAAAAGCCAAGCACCAGCCACUACACAUCCAAGAAGCAGAAUAAAGAAAAAGCAGACGAUGUGAGUUGGAUGUCAAGACGCGUCGGUUAACGUUACUGAGAUUUGGGGUUUGAAAGAAAAUUGAAGCCAAUUUUAUGGAUAUAUCGGACUAAUUACGUAACACAAAGGGGUGUUCCACUCCUGGCACCAAACUCGAAGGAAGCAGGUUGAGAAAGAACCCCGAACCAACGUUCUCCGCCGUCAGCUAGCUAGAUUUGAGCGGUAGUGCUAGUAGGAAGGCUAGACAGCGGGCUACUGUCUUGUCUCCCUUGGGUCCGUCUGCUUCUAGUCUGAAGUUCAAGACAAGUUGGCAAGUUUGACAGUUUAAUUUAGGUUCCCCUUCGUCGUUAUGUGUCGCUCGAAGCCGAGGGUCUGCUCUGUUCAAGGUAGCCUAAACACACAAAACGUCAGUGGAAGUUGAAGUCAAGAACUCAGAAGAAGGAUUUGAUGUUAGAUAACUGUUACUAGCGAGUAAGCUAUCUAGCUAAUGUUGCUAAAUUAGCUAAACUUUGAUUUGAAUUCCGGGCACAUAGGUAGCUCGCCAGGCAGUGGACUGCUCUAACGUUAGCUAUUUCGCCAAUUUAACGUUGGCAUCUAGGCUGCUAGUUAGCUAGUUAUGUUUAUUUGUAGCCAUCGAGCUGACAUUUAUGUUUACAAAUUGCACAGUGAGACUCUUUCCUGGAUUGAAUGCUCCAACGGAAAUAUAAGUUAACACAAGCUAGCCCAUAUUUGUUAGCUAGAUAUUUUAUUAUACAGAAUAGCUACCUUGCUAAUUAUAGAGAGUUAGUUAACUGCUCACUGAUUUGCCUUUUCAGGAGUACCAGGGCAGUUAGUUAGUUUAAAAUUAUUAUUGUGCGCUGGAUUUGAACUAAGUUACCGUAGUUAGGUAACGUUAGUUAGCUAAUACACAUGUUGCAACAAAUACAUUUUUCAACGACAAUGGACUAGACGUCAUACCACAUUUUUUUGUCAAGGAAACGAUUGACGUGGCCUGAAACCUCCACACACUUGUCAUCACUGGUGUUACGCGCGUCAGCUAAUAUCCAAUCAUUGGACCGUGUGUGUGUUGAUCAUCUAGCUAAUUAUUGUGGGGGUUGUAGCGAAACAUUGAAACACAAUGUCAGGACAGUCUAUAACGGAUCGGAUCGCCGCGGCACAGCACAGCAUGACCGGGUCGGCUAUCAGCAAAGCCGUGUGCAAGGCCACGACGCACGAAGUCAGCGCCCCCAAGAAGAAACACCUUGAUUACCUGAUCUACUGCACCAAUGAGAUGAACGUCUCUGUCCCCCAGCUGGCAGACACACUGUUUGAGAGAACAGCUAAUAGUAGCUGGGUGGUGGUUUUCAAAGCCCUCAUCACUACACACCACCUCAUGAUGUACGGCAAUGAGCGUCUCAUCCAGUACCUGGCCUCUAGAAACACCCUCUUCAACUUGAACAACUUCUUGGACAAAGGUGCUUUGCAAGGUUAUGACAUGUCUACAUUCAUCCGUCGGUACAGCCGCUAUCUGAAUGAGAAGGCCAUGUCUUACAGGCUGGUGGCUGUGGACUUUACCAAGAUGAAGAGAGGGAUUGACGGUGUGAUGCGUACCAUGAACAUAGAGAAGCUCAUAAAGACCCUUCCUAUAAUCCAGAACCAACUAGACGCACUGCUAGACUUCCAGGCCAACCCUAAUGAGUUAACUAACGGGGUGAUCAACUCAGCCUUUAUGCUGCUGUUCAAGGACUCCAUCCGUCUGUUUGCUGCCUACAACGAGGGCGUCAUCAACCUACUGGAGAAAUAUUUUGAUAUGAAGAAGGGUCAGUGUAAAGACGCAUUGGACAUCUAUAAGAAGUUCCUCUACAGGAUGACCAAGCUGUCAGAGUUUCUCAAAGUAGCAGAGCAAGUUGGAAUAGAUCAGGGCGAUAUCCCCGAUCUCUCACAGACCAUUAAAGGAUCAUGCAUUGCUCCUAGUAGUCUCCUGGAGGCUCUGGAGCAGCACCUAGCCUCUCUGGAGGGGAAGAAGACCAAGGAACUCACCGCUGAUACCAGAGCAUCCACCCUGUCCAGUGCGGUGUCGUCUCUGUCCAGUACAGGCAUGUCCUUCAGCCGCAUGGACGAGAAGGAGAGACAGCAGGCCCUAGAGGAGGAGCAGGCCAGACUGCAGGCCCUCAAGGUACAGGACCAGCGUCUGAAGGAGAUUGGCAUGUCCACUCCUCCAUCUGCCUCCCCCAGUUCACAGUCUAUGGGCAGUGUCAACAACAACCACCACAACACCAAUCAAGGCAUGGAGCUAUUCAGCGCACCCUCCACCAACAGCAUGCCCAACCUCAGUAGUGAUCUCUUUGACCUGCAGCCAGCCUUCCUACCUGCUGUCCAGAGCACUCCCUCUAUCUCUACAGCCACCAGUGCCUGUGGAGGUGCUGCUGAGCCAGCUGAGUCCUCCAUGAGUGUAGAUUUUGACGCUGUUUUCGGGGGCAGGGCUAGAGGACAGGCCAAUAACAACGUACAGCCUGCCACCGAUGGGUUUGACGCUCUAGGGGACCUGCUGAAGCCCACAGUGCCCAGCCACAACCAGGCUCCUCCGAUGGCCCUGCACCACCCAGGCCAUCCCCACCCCGGUCACCCCCAUCCAGGGCACCCAGGAGGCAAGCUGCUGGCCAAUGACCUCGACUCGUCCCUUGCCAACCUCGUAGGCAAUCUGCAGUUCGGAGGAGCCCCAGCCAAGAAUUUGUCGCUGUGUGCUCCGGUGUUCAGGCCAGACAUGCAGUGGAGUCAGCCUGGAGAGAAGAAGCUAACUGGGGGACACAACUGGCAGAGCAAGACCAUGACUACCACCACGGCAUGGAACCCUGCUCCCAUGGCCCCUGCACCCAUGCCUGUACAACACAUGAAUGGGAUGUUCUAUGCCAGUUAUGCUCCAGCUCCUAUGACAUUCCCCAUGACGACACCGCAAGUGCCUAUGUAUGGAAUGGUCCCUCCUCAAAUGGGUCAGAUUGGGGGUGUACAGUUGAUGGCCCCCCAGCCCAUGAUGUACAACCAGCCUGUACUCAGACCCACAAAUCCCUUCGCCCCCAUGCCUGGAGCCCAGAUGCAGUUCAUGUAAUCUCAUGGGGGGAGCAGAGUGCCGAAAGCAAUGGCAAAAACACACACAGCGAACCAACGAAGACUAGAUGAACGAAUGAAUGAACGAAGGAAUGACAGACACAGACGAAAGGACAGACUGAAGAAAAACCAACCAACACCAAAUACUAGAGGAGAGGAAGAGCGAAGAGAAAGAAAGGGAGGGUGAACCCGGGAGAUGGCGGAUAGACGGAAGGAAGGAUAGAGCACGGAGGAGGGGAUAUGUCAUAAUAAAGGCUCAUCUCUCUGUCUGAAACAGCCCCCCUCACUAAAAAAAUCUAAAAUAAAUACUGUAUAUUUAAAAAACAACCGCUGCCGAAAUAACGGAAGCCCAUUACUGGGUUUAAAAUGACCUAAAACCUGAAUGUGUAGGUCGUUUUGAGUCGACAGUGUGAAGGGAUCAGGGGUUAAGAGGUCCUACGUUUAUUGCACUUAGGACCAGUGUAUAUAUUAUGAAGUCUCUUUGUUGGGUUAGUUUGUCCUCUGUUACGUUCUCUGGUCGUUGGUGUACAUAGAUAGAUAGCCUAGGCCCUGUUACAGUUACUGGGACUCUUUGUGGUUGUAUGUAUGUUACUAAGUUGAUAUUGAGCAAUUUGUCACACAGAGUAAAAGAGCGAGGACGGGAGAGGUGAGGAUCUAGCCGUAGGCAGAACAGACGGGUUUGGAUAGAAAUAGAUCUGUAGGUUAAAGUUGCAUCCACCCUCUCUGGAUGGUGAGUUAGUUACACACUGGUUGGAAGACGUAGAUGUUUAGAUUCAGUUGUUCUAUUUGUAAGCACUUGUGUGUGCGCGUGCACACUGUUUAUAAACCAUUUAUUUGUGAGCUGGUCUCUACCUUCUUUCUUAGCCAACGGUUUCUAUAAAUCUUUAUUUUAAUUCUCCAACUUUCUCACCGUUACUGAUAUCGAUCAAACGGGUGGAACCAAAGUCACACAGUACUGCUUGUCCCUGCUCGCUUUCCAUCCUUGACUGUUCGGUAGUUAAGAAAAGCACUUAAGGUGUGUAUGUUACCCAAGGGAGCUGUUUCAGACAUGGAGAAGCCUUCACCACGUGCAAUCAGACUAAGUAUAAAACAUUAAGGACAGCCCUCUACCCUCAUCCUCACAACCACCAUAAUCUUACCACCAGCCCAACCCUCAUCUGCUUCUUAUGUCUACUCUAUUUGUCCAUGAAGAGCCACUAGAGAACUGUUGUAAAAUGUUUUUAAUCCCUCCUCUUUAUUUGUGUGUCUUGUAAAAAGUGUAUUCUUCAUCCUCA
This is a messenger RNA of Coregonus clupeaformis (lake whitefish), 4409 nucleotides long. Its product is annotated as phosphatidylinositol-binding clathrin assembly protein. NCBI's taxonomy places the organism in Eukaryota, Metazoa, Chordata, Actinopteri, Salmoniformes, Salmonidae. Gene Ontology annotation, molecular function: SNARE binding; phosphatidylinositol-4,5-bisphosphate binding; 1-phosphatidylinositol binding. Gene Ontology annotation, cellular component: synaptic vesicle; clathrin-coated pit; extrinsic component of presynaptic endocytic zone membrane. Gene Ontology annotation, biological process: synaptic vesicle budding from presynaptic endocytic zone membrane; clathrin coat assembly; clathrin-dependent endocytosis. The coding region runs from base 1169 to 3136 and encodes 655 amino acids. The record is from RefSeq and is a predicted model, not a curated record. The transcript has 21 exons.